This is a messenger RNA of Papaver somniferum (opium poppy), 2977 nucleotides long. RefSeq lists its product as uncharacterized. Lineage: Eukaryota; Viridiplantae; Streptophyta; Magnoliopsida; Ranunculales; Papaveraceae. Bases 1963 to 2940 code for a protein of 325 amino acids. The transcript is spliced from 5 exons. The record is from RefSeq and is a predicted model, not a curated record. Gene Ontology annotation, molecular function: nucleic acid binding; RNA-DNA hybrid ribonuclease activity.
UUAUGAUACUUCUGUAUCCCGGAGAAACCCUAAUUCUGACUCUUGACCAAAUAUUUCCCGCUCUCACCAUUCCCUCUGCCUCUCGAGAAAUUCCCUCUGCCUCUCGAGUAACCUUUAAUAGAAGUACUUGCUUUUAACUCGUUGUAACCACAAACCAACAGAAGAAGAAGGUGUUUGAUUGAAUUCCGCUAUGGAAACUGCAUCGCAUGUGACGAAAAAGAUGGGUGAGCUUAACCCAAAAUACAUAGAUAUAGAUUUUCCACCACAUGAUCUGCAUAUGGAAGAAGACUCUGACAGUGAAGAAGAAGUUUGGAUUUCAAAGUCCCCCAAGAGAAGAGAUUUAAGUAAUAUGUAUGUGGCGGGAGAGGAAGAUUUUUCUCCUCAGGAACUCGGUCCAUGCACUCUGUCCGUGUGGAAUUACAAGAAUGGCAAAACGGAGAUGGCCACUCUGAAGGGUAAGUAUAAAGUAGCUGAUAGAAACCAUUCGACCAAUUGGGGUUCCUGGAGGAAAGAUCAUCAGCGAGGUUUCAAGGGAUGGAAGCAGGUUACAGGGAACAGUUAUUGCACAAGAACUGCUGCAAGUCACCAAAAAAGAAGAAGAAAGCAACCUGAAGCUGAUAGGUUUGAGGAUGUCGAAGCUCUCAUAGGUGAGUACUUCAGCUUUGCCAAUCUUCUCAGUGCAUAAAGACGUGGAGUAUCAUACAGAAAACCUGCAGCAACAGAGGAGCUUGCUCCAUGCAUUGUUAUGUCUGUUCUUCCUUGCUAUAAACCUAUUCUUCAGAAUUUUCACUUGUUUCUGUCACACAUUGAUAGAGGAAGCACCUCAUCUCGAGCAGUGUAUGGAGAGUCGGUAUCAAGAUCCACUAGAGUCUUUAUUUUUUUCUCAUUCGUUGUGUAUGCCCAUAAUUAUUUUGUGGGAUUUGCAUCCCGUCUUUAUGGAGAUGGAGAUGCUUGAAAAGCUGGGCUUCCACCAGCUGAGGUCGUUGAAGAUGGGAAGGUAAAUCCUCGUUUCCCUCCGUGUCUGUCUUCUGCAGCUUGAUGCCAAGUUUUGGUUGGUUCGUCUCUUUAUAAUGUUUUCGAGAUUCUCCGCUUGUUUGGACAAGAGAUUCGUGCCUGUAUUUUGUUAGAUGUUUUUCAUCUAUACUAAUAUAUAUCCAUGUGCUUCGUAUUUUCAAAGGUGCAUGCAUGAAGAAGUUCAAGACACAUUUACGAUGCCUGACUAGAUGUAGGUGUAGUUUUGCACCAACGCCCCAUCUCAAGUAUGCUUUUUGUUUUCUUUCUUUCCCCCUUCAAACUUGGUUAAUUACUGUAAUUGGGAUUGUUAGAGAAGUGAAAUCAUUUUGGUCCAUGAUCAGGUUGGGCUUCAAACUUGUCUCUUGUUACAUGUAUAUAUUUCUUCUCUGGAAGAGACUAUUUUAGAACAAUGAUUUGGUUUAAUGUCGUUGUAUGAACCAUACCAGACACUGAACUUCACUAAUUUUGCUGAUGUAGGAUAUCUUGACCAAGUUACCUUUGUUUGACAUGAAUCAAACCUCUUUCUACUUCUAGUUUGUUUCUUGAUUAAUGAUUUCCUUUUUCUAGUUCUAGCUGGCGCACGGGCUCAGAUUGGUUUUCCCAAUCAAAAAAAUUCUGGUAAAUUUUCAUUUUCUUGAAGGAUCUUGCUAUGUUGUCUUUCGCUUUGUUUUUUGGCGUUGUUACAUUUUGAGCUUAGAAAUUCUGGCUUCAACUCUGGUUGCUUUCAUCAUGAUGCCAAUUAGUGUGUUGUGCAUUGAAUGUAGGAUAAAACCCCAUAUAAGAUGUUGGGUGUGACUGGUGCUACGAAGGUGCUCAAUUGAAAUGUUAUAUAAAUUGCUCUAGAACUACACCUCAAGGGUACUUUAUUAAUUACCGUAGUUGGGGAUUGUUAGAGAAGUAAAAUCAUUCUGGUCCAUGAUUAAAAUGGAUGUCUAAACCAAGUCACCUAUGUUUGACACGAACCAGAAAAUAAAACACUUUCUGUGGAAGUGUAUGCAGGACUGUGUUUCUGUUAGAAGCAAAGUUUCUAGGUAUGUUUCUGCUAUUCCUAGUGAAUGUCCUUGUUGUCAUAGGGAUACUGAAACUUCAAGCCAUCUUUUCAUUGAUUGUGAGAUUACUAAAAGACUGUGGUUUGCCUUAGACUCUAAUAUUGCAGGUAAUAUUGGUAAUAUGAAUAUGCAGGAAUGGAUUACUAGUUGGUUUCAACCUACUGGUAAUCAAAGAGAGGUUCAGGUGAAUUUAAUCACUUUUGUUGGCUUUGCUAUUUGGCAAAUAUGGAAUCUCAGAUGCAAUGUUGUUUUUAACAAUGCACAAGUUCAGGUGAACAAUCUGGUAAGUCAGGUUAACAAUGAUGUCAAUGAAUGGAAUGCAAAUUCCAUGAGAAUAUUAGCAGGUAGAAAUAAUACAGGGCAGAGCAGAAUUGUAACACCAUGGAGUUUACCAGUUAAUGGUUUUCAGAAAUUGAAUUUUGAUGCAGCUUUCCUGAAAGACAGUAGGUAUAUGGGAAUUGGACUAAUUGCUUUUAAUGAUGCAGGAAUUCGUAGGGGUGCUCAAUCAAUCCAUGGAAUAGCGAAUGAUGAGGAGCAGGCUGAGGCCUUGGCAGCACUUGCAGCAAUAAAGUGGGCGAAGGCUGAGGCAGUGCAGAAUCUGCAUUUGGAGGGUGACUGCCUGAAUGUAGUGAAUGCCAUAAAUGGUAGUUUAGGAUCUGUCAAGUGGACAAAUAAUAAUGUAAUCCAGGAUUGCAGGAAGUUGUUAGAAGGUUUUACGAAUUGGAUAUGCACAUUUGUGCACAGGGAAUCAAAUGAAGUAGCUAAUAACUUGGCCAAAAAAGCUAGGAAUCUUAGAACUUCUGAAACUUGUAACUCUGUACUUCCACUAUGGUUGAAAUCUCUUAUAAGAGAUAAACUCAAUGUAAACCUUGAUUAAUUCUAUCAAUGAAAUUAUUUCUCUUUUCCUAUUAAAA